CAUUGUUCCGUUCAAGUGAUCGAAGGUUAUGCAAAUUUGUGGAUCUCUGUUGUUUAUAUAGCAUCAGGUUUCGGCUUUGUAAUACUGUAGAAAUUCUGAAGAUUUUGUUACGGUUUGAUAGUCCAAAACGUCCUCCUCUGCUGCGUAUGAUAUUUUGGUUUUUGAGAACACUAUGAAGAUAAUCGGAGAUCGGAUAUUUUGACCUCAGGUUUAACAACUCGUUUCUUGAAUAUCUUAUUCUUCCAGUCGCAUGGGAAUUUCAAUCCAAACAUGGAAUUUCUGUUUUCCUGGGUUUUUUUGGGUUUCAGGGCAUGGAUUCACCUUGAUAUCUAUAUGUGCCGUUAGGUCAACUAAGAAAGUACGUUCUAGGAGGGCUAGGGUAACAUAGCCAUGUAUCGUUGACUUUGAAAUCGGAGAUGGAAGAACAAUUUGAAACUUUGGAAAUCAGUUCUUCUACCAGGUAUCUUAAGUAGAAGCAGUUUCGUUCAUCUUUCUAUUUGGGAACGAGUAUUUAGAUACGAUGGCAGAUGCGCAUAAAAGUGGCGGUGAUAAUGAUAAAAUAGAACAUAAAGCUAUCUUGUUGUAUUUAAAAGACGCUAAAAUAAAUUUACGUUAUCAUUCGCUAAAGGCCCUUAUCGACAGUAUCGACUUCCUUGAACGAGGAUUUGUUGAACUUCUUAAAUGCAAUGACGAAGUGACAAAUUCUGAGUCGAGAGAACUUAUGAAAACAAAUCUCAGUGGCAUGGAGCAUAAAGUUUGGAGUGCAAUGGAAAAGUUAAUUAAUACAUUCGAAAGUUUAAAAACUGGCUCAAAAAGCUUCGACGUUGCAAAGGAACAAUUUCAAAAAGCCCGUGAAAAAGCAACUGAAGCCUUCAGCAGCAUAGGCUCAAAAUUGUGUGACAGAAUAUUUGCUGUAACAAUCAUGGUCGUGGCGCAAAUUUUGGAAAGCUUUUAUUACCCAGAGAAAGCCGACGACUUGUGUUUAUUUUACGUGAAAAGGCUGCAUGAAAUGAAUGACGUUCGUGAAAUAUUCUCUGCUCACAUUAAUGGAGGCUUUCGAUCGAAAUUCACAAAAUUCAGACGAAUUGAGAACAUAAAAUCAGUGAUGUCUCUUAACUGUAAAUUGUAUCAGUUCAUAGUAAAGAUCAGAGGCAACCAUUAUCAUACAGACAAUUGGCCAACAAUUCAACUUCGACAAGGAAAAGUGUUCAAUCCAAUUUUUCAUAAAAUUUUUACUACAACUUCUUCUGAUAAAGAAUUGACUUUUCACAAGAAUUCAAAGUUCAGUGUAAACAGAGAUGGUGACUUCGUUUUAUGUAGCAGUCACAAAGAUACGAAGACAAAUGCUGAAACGGCUAUCGCCAAUUCAUUUUAUAAACAGAGGGAAAAAGCCGUUAAAGUUUCACUGGAUGAGCCUGUUUCAGUGAGUGUGAAUGAAGAACGUUCAAUACACGUUCCAAUGAGCGUUCCACCUUCGUUGGAUUAUUCUUUUUGUUAAAACGGAAAGAGUAUACAGAGUAUGUUCCGCGUAAACAAAGUACAGACAGUAUUGAAAAUUUGACAAGACUAUAAAACUCUAUAAUAUUCAGUGAGCAUAUUAUAGAAAGUGUAUAAACAUGUGUCCUUCAGGCUAUCACCAUGAUAAAAUGGUGACUUCUGCACUUGGAACACAGGAUCUACGGUACAUAUAUAUAUAUAUAUAUUCGCUAUUCUGCACGCUAUUCUGCUACAAAGUUGAAAUCAAUAUUAGCUUAUUGUUACACAUUCCUUGUUAACUCUAUUCAAUCUUUCACAAUUGUAAAUCAAGUUAAGUUAAAGUCAUUCACAGGUAUUCCUAUUUGCCAGAUGUACUAAUAAUAGAUUAUUCACCAUAUAGUAAAGUAUAGUUCAGCCGUUCAUGGUGUUUUCACUGUUA
Molecule: messenger RNA, 1915 nt
Organism: Xenia sp. Carnegie-2017
Lineage: Eukaryota; Metazoa; Cnidaria; Anthozoa; Malacalcyonacea; Xeniidae
Exons: 2
Coding region: 521-1498 (325 amino acids)
Source: RefSeq, a predicted model, not a curated record